Mytilus trossulus (common blue mussel) is the source of this 2337-nucleotide messenger RNA. Its product is annotated as palmitoyltransferase ZDHHC3-like. The coding region runs from base 80 to 1021 and encodes 313 amino acids. Gene Ontology annotation, molecular function: palmitoyltransferase activity. The transcript has 7 exons. NCBI's taxonomy places the organism in Eukaryota, Metazoa, Mollusca, Bivalvia, Mytilida, Mytilidae. The record is from RefSeq and is a predicted model, not a curated record.
CAUCAACAUUAGGAAAAUGUCGGCGCCCUGUGCCUGGUGAUCCCAAACAAAUCUCGCAUCAAAAUUCCUUCUUUAUAGAAUGGAUGACCCCCUAGAAUUUCCUGAUGGACCAGUGGUGAAAACAUUGAGGUCCAGACACAAAGGUCCUGUUGAAGAUGGGGUCAAGACUAUUAAUUGUGGACCAUUCCUGCGGAAAACUGGGUUGUCCUGGCUUGUUACCUGUCAAUAUUUGUGGUGUGUGAAGGACAUCUGUGGGAUAAUCUGUUGUGUGUUUACAUGGAUGUUAAUAUUGUAUGCAGAAUAUGUAGUUUUAUACGUCAUGCUAUGGCACAAUCCAUAUACUACCUGGAGUUUUAUAAAUGCAGUCAUCUUUCAGUUUUUUGCUUUCAUGGCGAUAAGUUCACACCUGAAAACAAUGUGGUCCGACCCUGGAUCUGUUCCAAAAGGGAAUGCAACAAGAGAGCACAUUUUACGCAUGGGACUUCGUGCUGGUCAGGUUGUCUUUAAAUGUCCUAAAUGUGUUAGUAUCAAACCAGAAAGGGCACAUCAUUGCAGUGUCUGUCAGAGGUGUAUAAAAAAGAUGGAUCAUCAUUGUCCAUGGGUUAAUAAUUGUGUUGGAGAAAAUAACCAAAAAUUUUUUGUUUUAUUUACAAUGUAUAUAUGUUUAAUAUCAUUCCAUAGUUUGUACAUGUCUGUUUAUCAUUUUAUCACUUGUGUUGGGAAGGAGUGGAAGUUAUGCUCAGGGUUUUCUCCACCAGCGACCACAGUUUUCCUGAUUUUCCUGAUAUUUGAGGGAUUGCUGUUUGGUAUAUUUACAGCUAUAAUGUGUGGAACUCAACUCACAGCUAUCUGUUCUGAUGAAACUGGGAUAGAGAAUUUAAAGAAAGAUUCAGGUGAAUCUGAGAAGCAAUCCUAUUGGCUGAGUUUAAAAUCAGUGUUUGGACAUCCGUUUAGCUGGAGAUGGUUUUCACCUUUUUCCAAUCCUAAGUUUACAAAUAAUGCAUCAUACCACUGUGUUUGAUUGGACGGAGACUUUCAUCUACAGCAAAGAACAAAAGUACUUUAUACUUAACAUUGAAUUAAAGAUUUAGUGGAUAUUUUGUUUAAGCACAGUAGCAUAGUUCUAUUUGAAAUAAGAAAUUACGCAUACUUUUAUAUUAUGUUCUGAGGUAAUGAUUAGAUGCUGCAGAAUUUGUUUACCGCAGUAUUUUUUUGCAUUGAUAUAAGAAAUAAACUAGUAUCACUGAUUAAAAUGAUUAUUAUGAUAAUUGCAAAUACUACACAGUUUUCAAAAUAAUGAUUAUAAAAGGCUUUUUUUCCUAUUGAGUUAGACUGCUAAAACUUGAGGUGGCUAGUUUGAAACUUGGUCAUAGCAACGUGUAUUCAACUUAUCUUAAAUAAUUAGUUUUCUUACUGAAAGUAAGUGGUCUCUAUAAGCACUUAUGCUUCCUAUGUCACAAAAAACCUCCAGCCAUGAUGGUCAAAAGUGCUAAAAGUGGUGUUCUACUCCAACAAUCAAUCUAUCAAUAUUACCUUACACAAUUUCUAAGAGACGCUUAUGUACAUGGAUCUAUGACAGAUAUGUCUAACUCCUUCAUAUAUGGACCAUAAUUUGCUAUUGGGCUCGUUUCCUAUAACUAGAGAAAAGUGAUAAAAUUGUGAAUUACUGUAAGAAAAGUUGUAACUACAUCUAAAGAUGCCAUUAUUUUUAUCAACAUACAAGUGUUUGCUACUCUUCCCUAGAAAAAAAAUUGAAAUAUACAAAUUUCAAAGAUUCUACAACCGUAUUUUUGUGUCGUUUCUCGCGUUACUUUUUGCUUCCGAAGAGCAUAACGCUGACUGAUUUAUAGAUAAUCGUCAACGGCAAUUUCGUAACUUUUGCUUUCAAAUAACAAAGAACAUCGACCAAUAAGAAUAGUCAGAAGAAAAUGCCAAGAACUAUAAGUAUUUAUGUAGCAAAAGUAAGAACAGUGGCGUGACUUUUGUGUCCGAUUUCGUAAUGCAAAUUUUAGAUGAUGUAAUCUGCUUUGUUGUAAUAGAAUUCUUAAAAACAAUAUGCAAAUAUGAACUCUUGCGAGAUGUUCAAACAGGUAAAUCAGAGAUGAUUUACAUUCUUGUUUUGAUCUUCGUAAUAAUUAAGUUAGAAAAUGACGUUAUCCUUAUGCGUUACAUUUCACACGAAACAGAAGUCCAGUUAUUUAUUAAAAUUGUUUUUGUCCUUAAGUUCUAAUCAUUUCCGGUCAUACGUGAAACAUGUGACUAACAUGUGAUCACGCCAUUACAGCCGGACAUACGAUAUACUAGUUCUAAACAUUGUUUUUAUUUCCAACGGGAUGU